Anopheles nili is the source of this 1176-nucleotide messenger RNA. It is a transcript of the gene Su(P), whose product is annotated as prostaglandin E synthase 2. The record is from RefSeq and is a predicted model, not a curated record. NCBI's taxonomy places the organism in Eukaryota, Metazoa, Arthropoda, Insecta, Diptera, Culicidae. The transcript is spliced from 3 exons. Gene Ontology annotation, cellular component: mitochondrion. Gene Ontology annotation, molecular function: prostaglandin-E synthase activity. Bases 1 to 1176 code for a protein of 391 amino acids.
AUGGCAACGUUGCGCCUGAGUAGCGUCGUGUGGACUGCGACGAAACUUCCGUUCCAGAAUGUGAUCAAAAUACAGCGGUCAAGUUUCGUUCGCCGAUUGGCAACGGGAGCUGCGCCUAAAAAACCAACCAGUACGUUAGGUUUAGCACUGAAAGGUGUUGCAGUGGGUGCCCUUGUGGGUACGGGAUGGUCCGGAUACAGUUUCUUUAAGGGUGGACCCACUGAUCACAUGCUGCAUGAGCAUGUAGGGCCUAAGCUGUUAGAUAAAAAGCCAGAUGUGAAGAUUAUGCGAAAGGUGGUUAACCCGAAGGAUGAUUCCGAUUUGGAUUUGGUGUUGUUCCAGUUUCAAACCUGCCCGUUUUGCUGCAAAGUACGCGCUUUUCUCGAUCAUAGCGGACUCUCGUAUUCGGUGGUAGAAGUUGACGCGGUACUUCGUCAGGAUAUUCGCUGGUCGGACAGUAAAAAAGUACCAAUUUUGCUAGCCAAAACAAAAGCCGGCAAAUACGUGCAACUUACGGACUCGAGCAUGAUUGUUUCUUCAAUAUCAAGUUUCCUAAGGGACAAGAAGCAGGACAUUGGUGAACUGGCGAAAUACUACCCUUCAAUUUCGUAUGAAAACGACGCGGGUAGCAAGGUGUUCGAUAUAAUGAACAAAUAUUUCCUCAUGUUCCAAGAGAAGAACGUUGACAAGCGCUCCAAGGAAGAACAAGAAGAGGAACGUAAAUGGCGUGCAUGGGCCGAUGAUCAUUUGGUGCACUUGAUUUCACCUAACGUUUAUCGCACGAAGGACGAAGCAUUGGAAACAUUUGAAUGGUUUUCGGAAGUUGGCGAUUGGAGCGUUCACUUUCCAAAGUGGGAGCGGGAUCUGAUGGUUUACGUUGGAGCAUUCGCAAUGUGGGGCAUCAGUAAACGGUUGAAAAAGCGUCAUCAGCUCAGUGAUGAUGUCCGUUCGCACAUAUAUGAUGCGUGCGAUCGAUGGAUCAGAGAGGUGGAAAAAAAGAAAACCACCUUUCUUGGAGGAUCACAACCGAACCUUGCUGAUCUGGCAGUGUUUGGCGUUUUGAACAGCAUGGAAGGUUGUCAGGCUUUUAAGGAUUGCCUGGAUAAUACCAAGAUUGGGCCAUGGUUUUAUGCGGUAAAAGAACAGGUGCUUAAAAAUCGCGGUAAAGUAUUGUAA